Molecule: messenger RNA, 881 nt
Organism: Charadrius vociferus (killdeer)
Lineage: Eukaryota; Metazoa; Chordata; Aves; Charadriiformes; Charadriidae
Product: mitochondrial ubiquitin ligase activator of nfkb 1-A-like
Exons: 5
Coding region: 15-881 (288 amino acids)
Biological process (GO): organelle organization; protein ubiquitination
Molecular function (GO): ubiquitin-protein transferase activity
Source: RefSeq, a predicted model, not a curated record
CCGAGCCUGGCACCAUGGACACGUCACCCAUCACGCCCGGGGAGCUGCUGUGUCUGGGCUCCAGCCUCGCCUUCUCUGGCCUCUUCUACUACCUGUACAGGAAGAAAGCCAGAGUCGUAGCACGCAUACAGGAGGCCCCAAAACUCCAGGUUGACGAUGAUUUACCAGCACUGGUGUCUGCAGCUGAUGGGAGGUGCCUGCCUUAUGUUGCCCUGGAAGGCAUAGUGCUGCCAGCCAAGGCUGCGCUGACCAGCCAUUACCAUGAGGGGCUGCAGGGCGUGAUCCAGAAACUGCUUCUGAAAGAACAUCGGCUGAUCUGGAACAGCUUGGCCCGGAGCUGGAGCGAGAGCGAGCGGGUGCUUUCGGAGCAGGUCUACACCGUCCCCUUCUUGCUGGCCUCACCGGACACAGAGGCGGUGACGCAGGUGAGCGUGGAGAGCCCGCUCCGAGCUAUCUGCCUGCCAUUGGAGACAGUAUACGAGCGGUUCCAGCAGCCCGCCCACGGCUUCCGUGACCUCCUAGGCCAGUACUUGAGCGGGGAGAAGCCCAAGGGCAUCCUUGAGACAGAGGAGAUGCUGCGGGUGGGGGCUGGGCUGACAGGCAUCGGGGAGCUGGCCCUGCACCCCGACGGCUCCCUGCACCUCCAGCCACCAGCCCAGGGGGGAGACUAUUUCCUGUGCUUGGGGGACUGGCAGACGGUGCUGGCGGACCUGGAGUCAGCUAGUGGGCUCUGGAAGGGGGCAGCCGUGCUGUGCGCUGUGGCAGGCAUGGCCGUCCUCCUGCCCGCCCUGUGCCUCUACAUUGCUGCUGCUGCUGAUAUCAUCAUCAUCAUCAUCAUCAUCAAUCUCACCACUAUUCAGGAGCCAGGGUUGUACCCAUAG